Messenger RNA from Vicugna pacos (alpaca), 1247 nucleotides. The record is from RefSeq and is a predicted model, not a curated record. Lineage: Eukaryota; Metazoa; Chordata; Mammalia; Artiodactyla; Camelidae.
UCUUUUCCUACCCUUUACAUAUGUUUGUGUUUUCUAAAUAUUGUACAAUGAUCUGUAAUUUUUUGUAUCCAAAAAAGAAGACAAUAAAAAGAGAUAUUCUUCCUAAAGUAUAUAAUCUAUAUCUACACAGAAUAGUGAAAUUUUAUGUAUUAUUUUGCAUGAUCACUUGGUAUAAGCCUUCUGAUUCUAUGGAUUCCUUAGCCUGCUUCAUUAAGAACAUGGUGCACUCCUAUCUGCUUCCCUGCAGGUGUGUACUGAUUAUCCACUGUCAUGACCAACCAGAGCUGCCAGGAACAGUUCAUCUUGUUGGGUUUCUCAGACAGACCCAGGCUAGAGCAGAUCCUCUUUGUGUUUGUCCUCAUCUUCUACCUUGUGACUUUAGUGGGCAAUAUUGUCAUUAUCUUGGUUUCCUGCCUGGACCCCUGCCUCCACACACCCAUGUACUUCUUCCUCACCAACCUGUCCUUCCUAGAUCUCUGCUUUACCACCAGUUCGAUCCCCCAGCUACUCUUCAACUUAGGCAGCCCAGACAAAACCAUCAGUUACACGGGUUGUGCCAUCCAGCUCUUCAUGUUCCUGAGACUGGGUGGCACAGAAUGUGUUCUCUUGGCAGUCAUGGCUUAUGACCACUUCACUGCAAUCUGCAAGCCCCUCCACUAUUCUGUCCUCAUGCACCCUCAGCUCUGCUGGAAGUUGGUGUCUGUGGCCUGGGGAGUUGGCUUUGGCAAUUCUAUAGUACACACAGCAUUGACCAUGACUCUUCCCUUCUGUGGUAAAAACCAAGUGGACCAUUUCUUCUGUGAAGUUCCAGUGAUGCUGAAACUGGCCUGCACCAACACCUCCAUCAACGAGGCUGAACUCUUUGCUGUCAGUGUCUUCUUCUUGGUGGUGCCCCUGUCACUCAUCUUAGUAUCCUAUGGUCACAUUACCCACGCAGUCCUGAAAAUAAAGUCCGCCCAGGGGAGGAGGAAGGCUUUUGGAACCUGUGGUUCUCACCUAAUGGUAGUGAUUAUUUUCUUUGGGACACUCAUCUCCAUGUACCUCCAGCCUCCCUCCAGUUAUUCCCAGGAUGUGAACAAAAGCAUUGCACUGUUCUAUACUCUGGUGACUCCCCUGCUGAAUCCCCUGAUUUACACUUUGAGGAACAAGGAAGUCAAGGGGGCACUAAGGAGACUAGUGAGAAGAAACAGAGACUUGAGACAGAGUUAAUGCAGAAUUUGCAAGGCCCAAGAUAUUGUGCAUUGGGA